This is a messenger RNA of Ostertagia ostertagi, 870 nucleotides long. The record is from the annotation of a GenBank genome assembly. NCBI's taxonomy places the organism in Eukaryota, Metazoa, Nematoda, Chromadorea, Rhabditida, Trichostrongylidae.
CAUAAGCUUGUCCAAAUUCCUGAACUACUACAUCAGACACAACUCAUAAACUGGCUGAAUAUUCGAUGCAAGGCAACUUGCGAACCACGGGUCCGUCUGCCUAUCAGCCGGGAACUUCUGGAUUACAUUCACCCUCUGCGGAGAAGCAGUUUCGAUUUGGAACGACAACCACUAGAAGUGGCUUUGCCACACCCGGAAGCUAUUCGACGUAUUCGACGUGAAAGCGAUCGUGUCGGUUGUUUCACUGCUGUCCGGAUGUCGGCUUGGGCAAAGCUGACACGUUUUGCUCGUCGUUUUGUGCAUUUCAAACAGAUGGACUUCGAGUUUGCAUCGUGGCAGAUGCUAUACUUGCUGAUUCAGCCUCAAAAAGUCUAUCGAAACUUUAUAUACAGAAAGCGUACCAAGGACCAGUUUGCUCGAGACGAUCCCGCGUUCCUUAGUAUUACUAUCUUUGUCUCUUUUCUUUUCUUCGGUCUUCUAUGCCGUUGCCCUCGGUUUGACGACAUGGGGAUUCGUCAAGUUCUUUCUAUGGGUUGUCUUCGUAGACUGCAUCGGUGUUGGAGUGGUUGUCGCAACAGUUCUCUGGUGGUUCUCAAAUCGAUUUCUCCGAAAAGUGCAGGACCAAGAUGUGGAAUGGGGAUAUUGCUUCGAUGUGCAUCUCAACGCUUUCUUCCCUAUGCUAAUCCUUCUGCAUGUUCUUCUUCCCAUAAUUUAUCCAACUCUGCCGAUUUUGCACCGAACGCAGUACUUCCUCUAUCCGAUGACGUUUUUGUUCAUCUCAUGGGUAGCUACGAUAACUGCUGGAUGGAAUAUUUCACGAAGCGCCAUGGGUUUCUAUCACUACAGAGUUCGAUCAGACGAUUGAUUUGA